AUGUGUGAGAAACAUCUGAAACCAGAUCUUCUCCUCGGUCUCUCUGGUACUGCAUGGAGGCUGAAGCAUCGAUUCCCUCAAAUUCACUCCGGGCUCAGAUUUCCAAAUUUCCAAGUUCUCAGGAACGUGACCAAGAAUUUUGCGCCCGAGAACGAGCUUGGCCGUGGUGGAUUUGGAGUUGUUUAUAAGGGAGAGUUGGAUGAUGGAACAAAAAUUGCAGUGAAACGAAUGGAAGUUGGUGUGAUUAGUAGCAAGGCAUUGGAUGAAUUCCAGGCUGAGAUUGCGGUUCUAUCAAAAGUCUGGCACCGACAUCUGGUAUGUCUUUUGGGUUAUUCUAUAGAAGGUAAUGAAAGGAUUCUGGUGUAUGAAUAUAUGCCACAAGGGGCUCUAAGUAAGCAUCUUUUCCAUUGGAAAAGCCUUGAACUGGAGCCACUCUCUUGGAAGAGGAGGCUCAAUAUUUGUUAUCUUCAAAUUUAUUUGUUAUCUUCAAAUUUUAUACUAAUCCUGAUUUCAAUGUUCAAAUAUAUUUCAGUGACAGGAAAAAUCACUACAAAAGCGGAUGUUUUCAGUUUUGGGGUCGUGCUAAUGGAGCUAUUGACUGGACUAAUGGCACUUGACGAGGACAGACCUGAGGAAAGCCAAUACUUAGCAGCAUGGUUCUGGCAUAUCAAAUCAGAUAAGAAGAAGCUAAUGGCUACUAUCGAACUGCAACGCCCUUUCCCCCACUCGAAUUUUACUUCCAUCACCACACCCACUGAGAAGAGCCACCAUGCCUCAACUCCCUGGAACCUAUCCACAUUAGCCAUUGGACAUUCUUCCAUUUUCCCCAAUUUCAUUGUUAGGGAUUUCAAAUUGAAGUUUGCGUCAACAAUAGCCUGGAUUGUCUUCGUGUUCUCCAACAAUGAAUCGCUUCCUCUCGCAACGAGUUUAAGAAAUCUCCAAGUUCAAUUUGAAAUCCCUAACUCCCAAUUUCAUAUGUUCCACUAUAUGGCCAUAUCUGAUACAAGGCAAAGGAAGAUGUCGACUGUAGAAGACAGAAGAACGGGCAAGGCGCUGGCGUAUCCUGAAGUUGUUUACUUAACCCAUGCAACUGACCCACAAAUUCGAGGAGAGGUUGAUGAUAAAUAUCAAUACUCGAUAGAGAACAAAGAUAACUCUGUUCAUGGGUGGAUUGCAGAGGAUGAUUCAACACCAGUGGGUUUCUGGGUGAUAACUCCUACUAAUGUGUUCCACAAUGCUGAGCCCGUUAAACAAGAACUCACUUCUCAUGUUGGCUCAACUUCUCUUUCCAUGUUUACCGACACUCAUUAUGCUGGCAAGGAGACAAUCAUUAUAUUUUAUGAAGGGGAGACUUAUAAAAAGGUGAACUCCAAGAUGGACGUAUAG
Messenger RNA from Vigna radiata var. radiata (mung bean), 1386 nucleotides. RefSeq names its product receptor protein kinase TMK1-like. The transcript has 6 exons. NCBI's taxonomy places the organism in Eukaryota, Viridiplantae, Streptophyta, Magnoliopsida, Fabales, Fabaceae. Gene Ontology annotation, molecular function: protein kinase activity; ATP binding. The coding region runs from base 1 to 1386 and encodes 461 amino acids. Gene Ontology annotation, biological process: protein phosphorylation. The record is from RefSeq and is a predicted model, not a curated record.